This is a messenger RNA of Gasterosteus aculeatus aculeatus (three-spined stickleback), 2789 nucleotides long. The record is from RefSeq and is a predicted model, not a curated record. NCBI's taxonomy places the organism in Eukaryota, Metazoa, Chordata, Actinopteri, Perciformes, Gasterosteidae.
CAAUCUGACCCGUUUUUUUUUUUUUUUUUUUUUUACUGGCGCGGGGAAGCGAUGUAACUUUCCCAGAAAGAGGUUGGGCAAAAAGAAAAAGAAAGAAAAGAGAGAGAGAGAAAAAGGCAAAGCCCGGAUCCAGUGGAACCAGUCCGCCACCUAGCUGCGGAGACGCGCCGACGGGGAUCCGUCGACCGUGUCAUUAUGAAAACACCCGCGCCAAUGUUGUUGCACAGCGUCGUCUCUGCGCUCCGACGAGACUGAAAGUCGCGCGUCGGGGAAGGUGUUUCAACUUCCACUGGAAGGCGGCUUUUUCUCAUCAAAGCCGCGCGCUAAUGCGCCAAACAGAAUAAGAAGAAGAAGAAGAAGAAGCAGAAAAGAGAGAGAGAGAGAGGGAAGAAGGUCCGGAUUCGCUGUUGGUGCGAAUGGGGGGGAAAGCGGGAGAGAGACACCUCAUGCCCGAACGCAGUUGGCCGCGGGACGCGCUCUCGGUUCAAGCCUGAAGAAGAAGAGAGAAACUUUCCUUUGCUGGAUGAAGGACAGCCACUGUAGUUGGACACUUACAGUAUAUUCUUUUGGGAAUAACCAGACCUACACCUACAUUCUGGUCUCUCCGGUUGAUCCCAACAACCCCGCCUGGGUAAUUUAAAAGGGUCAUACUGGGAGCUCUAACCCUACCCGGACUUCUCUGAUGGACCACAGAGGGAAUGGGGGAACCCCUACUAACACAAACUCCUGCCUGGACCCCAUUUCUGCAUCUGAAGACUCUGAGGUAGCACGGAAAAGGAAGCGGGGUGAGGAGGAGAAAGGAGAUGUUGGGGAAAAGGAGGAGGAGAAAAUAGGGCCGUUGAAAAAGAGAGAAGCAGACAAGGGCGCAGUGCUGGAGUUGCUCAUCGAGGGGCGCUGUGGAAGUGCAGGGCAGCAGCAGCUUCAGAUCUCUGGCAGAGAGACCAGCUGCCCCGAGGGGAACGUACGUCUCCGGAAUGGACUCCAGGCCAAACGCACCAAGAAACCGCCCAAGAUCUUGGAGAGCUACAUCUGCAAGCCCAACGUCAGGACCUAUCAGAGACAAGCCAGGGGAGGACCACUGAGGGGCGCAGGAGAGGGAGGACCGCAAAACAACACCAGCUCCACUCCAAGCGAGGCCACCGCGGAUCAACGCUCAGGCUUGGAUUCUGUCCAGACAACAUCCAAACAAACUGCGACUGCCGCCUCGCCACCUCUCACCGCGUCUUCAUCAUCACCAUUGCAGCCGCUGUCGUCAUCAUCAACAGCCUCUGCGACAGUGUCAGUCCCCGCCGUAACCAGCCAAGGGACCAAGUCUGCCAAACAGGUUCCUACCAAACUGGCCGAUCAGACAGAGGUGAAUCCAAAUGGCUCAUCCGACAGAGUGAAGAAGGAGAAGCUGCCCAGUGCCAACGGCAAGCCUGUCUCUGCAGGAUACAAACCCUGCUUGCCGACAACAGAGCAGACCGUUUCAAUUACCCCUUCCACUGCAUCCAUCCAAGCCCCAUCUGCAUCGGAAACCAGGAAUGAAGGGAGGACCUCCAAGAAACAUAAUGGUUUGGUUCAGACAGCAAAACAGAAGGGACUAUCUAAUGGAAAAGGCUCUGUCGAUAUCCUUUGCAGUUCAAUCUCGCAGAAAAACAAAGUUGGAAAACAUAGCAGUUCCUCCUCUGUUUCCUCCAUCGACUCCUCGGCAAGACUUCCAGCCUUCCCCACCUCCCAUGAAGAAUUCGGCCUGUCCAAUAAGAGUACAGUAGACUCUCCUUCCUCUUCUUCAGUCACCCCUAAACAGCAGUCCAUUCCCACUGUGGCGCACUCCUCCGCCGAAGAUCAGGAUCCCCCUUCAAAAGCCUCUCUGGAGAAAAAGAGAGACAAAGAGAGGAAAGCAAAGAAAGACAAACGGAAAGACAAAAAAUCAAAGAGAGAUGGAUUGGGAGCCGAAAGAACAAAAAGUCAGAGCAGAAAGGAAGAAGGCAAAAAGAAGAAGAAAAAGGAGAAAGGGAAGGAUGGGAAAUCGAGGCGUAGCAAAGAAAAAGAGGAAGGACAUAGGAUUGAUGAUACGCGAAAGGAUGAGUUAAAGACUGAAGGAGGAAAAGCAGAGAAAAAUAGGGAUACAUUUAGCCCAGUCAGACAAAGGCCAGAGCAUAAUUCAUUUGGUGAUACUGGUAAACCAGAUAAAACCAUUAAAGUCGUGAAUCCAGGCGGACCAGAUGACAUUUUCAAGAUGGAUGACUGUUGCAAACCAGUUGAACAGACUGAGCCAACGACAGCAACAUGUGACAACGGUAAAUCACAAGAACAAGAUGUCUCAAGACAUCUGACUGCGCCUCCAAGCCACUCCUCUUCUAAUCCUGCUCCCCCCCCUACACCCACUCCCUCUGUCCGUGCCCCCUUUUCUCUCCAAGAGCAGGACAGCCGUCCGCUUAAGAAACGCAAAGCCAGGCGGCCCAGCUGGACCAAGCUGGUGCACCGGGCUCAGAGAGCGGAAAACCAGGAAGCCCCGGCUGAUUCCCAACAUAAUCGUUUCCCACAGUACCCCAAGAUGUCCCCUUCGGCCAAGGCCACUAUACACCAGACCGACGAGCCACACACAGCUUCCUCUGGGCUCCGUAAACAGCAGCUUCUCCCUUCUGUCUUCUACCACCCAACCUCCAUCCCCAAAGCAGAGUCAUCCGGCAUCAGACCCGAGUCCCCCUGCUUCCAGAUACCCCGUUACCCCCGCAAGAAAACGGGGCCGGCCGAAAUCCCACAGCUCUAGCUCAGAUGAACCUCCCACAAGACUUUCGCCGAGC